Chilo suppressalis (striped riceborer) is the source of this 6068-nucleotide messenger RNA. The record is from the annotation of a GenBank genome assembly. Lineage: Eukaryota; Metazoa; Arthropoda; Insecta; Lepidoptera; Crambidae.
CAUUUUCCCGCGAAGUUGGCGGUUGAAUCCUUGUCCUUUCGCAUUGUGGUAACACCGAUCAGCUGUUUGUAGAUAUCGCGUCAAGGUGGUCGUGUGUUAGGUUAUAAAUGCAAAUUGUUUCAAAACCAAGCGGCAAGUUUUUUAUAAAAGGGACAUGUGUGUUAAAUAUGUGAUUUUUAACAAAAAAUACUCAAUGUGAAAGUGCAAUAGAACGAAAUAAUGCCCAUUUAAUUGGUAAAAUCUUAAAUGUCUCCGUUGUUGAGUCGCGAAAAUUAUUUCGAAUUUAGUAUCAUUCUCGGCGUAUUUUGGUGUAAAAAUAGACUAGAAAUAAUAUUGAACUCAUGUAUGAAGAUAUAUGGCAGGUGCAUAAUUGUAAAACGAUACGUUCUUGUGUGAACAGUGUUUUAAGAAACGUUGUGUUGCAUUCUGAAUAAGUGUCCAAAUAAUGAGGAACAGUGAUAACGAAAACGUUAAGGAUUGGGAGAAAGAAAAGCUGAACCCUAAUGGAUGGCUACAAGCUCGCCCCAGUCAGCAGUUCAACGUGAUCAGGCGCAUCUACCAACAGGAUACGCUCAACAAGGACGCUGACUAUCACACUCCCGACAAACCAUUGGCGGCUAGAUGUAAGAAGGUGGUGAAAGGAUGCGGCUUCGGAGAGUGUCUUGUGAACUCGGUGCCGAUCGCGAGAUGGCUGCCCAAGUACAACCUGAAGAGGAAUCUGGUCGGCGACCUGGUGGCGGGGUGCACCACCGCCGUAAUGCAUAUACCGCAAGGGAUGGCGUACGCGAUGUUAGCAGAGGUGCCUCCAAUAGUGGGACUGUAUAUGGCGUUCUUCCCAGUGCUGGUCUACGUCAUUUUUGGCACUUCACCGCACGUUUCGAUGGGAACGUUUGCUGUCGCUUGCCUUAUGGCGGGAAAGGUAGUAACACAACAUGCCACUAUACGACCAGAAGCCGUCGGAAUAGCCAACGCAACGCUUACUGACGACGUAUCAGUGACUGCUCUCAAUGGAUAUACACCAUUAGAAGUGUUGGGGGUAGUAACGCUAGCAGUGGGAAUUUUCCAGGUGCUGAUGUGGAUGCUCCGAUUAGGCGCUGUAUCAACAUUAUUAUCUGAACCAUUGGUGUCGGGGUUCACGACGGCCGCCUCUUUACACGUGCUCGCCUCCCAACUGAAGGACUUGUUCGGCAUCAUGCUGCCCAAACUGCCUUCCAACUAUAAAGUCGUCAUGACGGUGGUGGAGAUCUUCAGAAACAUAAUGAACUUAAACGUUGCCGCAGUCACAAUAUCCAUUAUAGCUUGCAUCACCAUCGCUCUCAACAAUGAACUGUUAAAGCCGUGGGUCAGCAAACGAAGUCGAGUGCCGGUACCCAUAGAGCUGCUUGCUAUCGUCAUCGGCACCCUAGUGUCCAGGUUCUGGGGACUUAAGGAACAAUUCGGCAUAAAACUAGUUGGGACUAUACCUACUGGACUACCAGUACCAACGGUUCCGACAAUUGAGUUAUUCCCCGAGAUAGCCAUCGACGCGUUCACCAUCACGAUGGUGACGUACACCAUAUCAAUGUCCAUGGCUCUCAUCUUCGCUUCUAAGGAGAAGUAUGAGAUCGACGCCAACCAGGAGUUACUAGCUUUGGGCACCAGCAAUGUGUUUGGCUCUUUUUUCGGAUGCGCUCCGAUGUGUGCCAGUCUUUCACGCUCAUACAUACAGUACCAGGCGGGCAGUAAGACCGGCCUCACGUCUGUCAUAAGCGCAGUACUGAUCCUCUUCGUGCUGCUGUGGGUGGGGCCGUUCUUCGAGCUUCUGCCGCGCUGUGUGCUCGCCAGUAUUAUAGUUGUCUCGCUCAAAGGCAUGUUCGUGCAGGUCACUGAGCUGGCCAAGUUCUGGAAGCUGAGCAAGUUGGACGCAGUGGUAUGGCUGUGCACCUUCCUUGUCACUGUUGUUGUCAACAUUGAUAUCGGUUUGGGCGCGGGUCUGCUAGCAAGCGUAGGCGCUUUAUUCUGCCGCUCGCAGAAGACCUACACUUGCCUGCUGGGCAGAGUGCUGGACACAGACCUGUAUCUGGACACCAAGCGGUACAGGGCGGCCGAAGAAUUGCCCGGCAUCAAAAUAUUCCACUACUGCGGAGGUCUGAACUUCGCCACCAAGAACCUGUUCCGGGCGACUUUAUUCCGCAAAAUCGGGUACCUGAAACCUUCAGAACCUCUUCCAGAUGAAGACAACAACCUCACCAAGAGCGAGUCUUAUGAGUGGGACCCCACUAUUGGGAACCGGGUCCAAUGCGUGAUAAUCGACGCUACAGCGUUGUCUUACGUCGAUGCUCCGGGAGUCAAGACUCUUGUGGCCGUCCAGAAGGAGUUGGACUCUAGUAACAUUACUGUCCUACUAGCAGGCGCAAACGCUCCAGUUUUAGAAAUGAUCGAGAGAUUCAACUCUUUGGAGUCUGACAGGCUCCAAUUGGACACUUUCCCGACUGUCCAUGACGCGGUGGUUUAUUACAAACUCACAGAAGCGAAGAAACAGGAGGUUGCAGUUACUGUAACCGCGUGAUAGUAGCUCUUUUACUGGAGUCGAGUAAAUGCAAUACUUGAUGAAAACAGCCGACGGACCUGUAAAUGCAGGUACUAACUUAAUGAAGAGACGUAGUUUCCCAGUCACCAGGUUUGAUAAGGUUAUUAUUAAACUUAUUUGAGGAAAACAACCGACGAACCUGUAAAUCCAGGUACGGACUUAAUGAUAAGACGUAAUUCCCCAGUCACUGACUUGAUUUAGUUAUAAUAAAUAAAAAUAUUUAUUUUUGUACUACUUCAUGUACUUAGAUGGUUGUGUAUAUAGUAGCCAAUGCAAAUAAAUUAUCAUUACAAUGUAUUUUAUAUGUAAAUUAAUUAAUGACGUGAUAGAUUCGAGUUGUUUUCAAGACAGUAAAAACUUAAAGAUCAGUUACAUAAUUAUGUUCCUAUUUUAGCAAUAACGAUUGUGUACAAAAUAGUAUAUAAAAAUAUUACUUUUGAAAUAUCCUCAUAAGGAUUAUUAUUAUGCUUGGAUUUGAACAUUCAUAAAUUACAGUUACUUAUAUUUUUUAUUAUAUUUCCUUAUAUUUUUAAUAAAGAAGUACUUAUUGAAAUAACGAGCUAAAAAGUACAUUUGAUAUACUUAAACAAAUCGUUAUGUACUUAUAUUAUAUUUUCCUUUGAAGCUAUAGCACUUUACAGAUCCAUUAUAUAUAAACAGGUCUUUGAGGUACCUACAGGUCAUUGAAAUAUAGGUACCUGAUAUUUCUAUUCCUGCCUAACUGUAACGGAAUCAUAUUUUUUACACGCUUAAAUGUAUAUAACCUUAUCUUUUAUUAUAAAAAUUACUGCAUUAAAAAUGCAAUUGUUUUAGUGAUUAUUAAAAUUAAAAGUUAACUUUUGAAAAAUCUGUAAACUAUAACAUCUUUGAAUUGGAUUUCGGAUGGAUGGAGGAUUCGGUCUCUUAAUAUAUUAGACCGAAAUAAAAUAAACUUUUGAUAAAACAGAAAGUGUAAUCGGUUGCUUUAUCAACGAUGUUGACAAAAUUGGGUGCUUCAUUACGAGACGAGAAGCUGUAAAAUAUGAUAAACAAAUACAGUAGAAUAUAUGUAUAAAGAAAGAAUAAAUUUCGGCUUUCAUAUCACUGAUUUUGCGUUCAAAGAAAAAUUAGAUAUAUCUACCACCACUUCAAAAAUAGGGCACUGAUCGAUUCGUCUCUCUCACAACUAUCUAUCCAUAGAUUUAAAAAUAAAUCCCGUUUUUCUAUACUGUACUCUUUGCACGAGCCAAUAUCAAAUUCGAAUAGUUUGCGAGUGCAUAACGUCAUUGUCAAAUGUUGACUUUUGACAAAGAUAUUUCGCACUCGUAAACUAUUCGAAUUCGAUAUUGGUUCGUGUUAAAGGUACUGUUUUCUGUCUAUGGUUGAGAUCUCCAAGUAUUUUGUUAACGUAUGUUAUAUCUUUUCCUAAUGGCUAAUAAAGCUUAGCAUAAUGAAAUGCAAUUGCCUUUGUAGUGAGUUAUCUUAAGAGGUUGAACAAUUUUAUAACUACAUUUUAUAUAACCUAUAUUAUAGUGAAGCCAAUAGGCUGUUUGACAGUAAGAAAAAUAAUGUUCCAAUUGUUGGCAACUGUUUUUAAUAUGAAUAUUAACAGCAAGUUUACUAUUCUGAAGGAAGAAAUAAUUAUUAACUUUUCUAUAAAAUCGUUAAAUAGAAUAAAUUUUUAUGCUCCAUGGUCUCGUGACCGAAAACGCCUGGAAUUGGCCAAGGGUAAAAUGACGUCACACACUAGUAAACUUCCGGCCAAAGUGACAUUACAUUGUACCGUUUGACGUUUUAAUGACAGUCAUGUCGUGUCACGUCACAUACAAGUGGGACGCCGAAAAGUCCAGAGAAACGUUUCCGCGGUAACUUGAAAAUUGAAUUUUUCAUUUAGUUUUUUUACUGUAUAACACAAAUUAAUUAAAAAUAUUAACUUUUUAUGGACUCCAUAGACAUUAGUAAAUAACGUGAGGUCAUUUUCUAAAACUUGUCAAAUACCAUAUUAGAUGUAGGGUUGUCAAAAAGCAUCUCAAUGCAACGUAUACGUAGGUACUUACUGCUAAUUAUAACGUAAUAAAUAUUGUAAUCAUUUAUUAAUGUAACCUUUAGUUGUUUUCUUUUUAGUAUCGAAUAGUAUCAAGUAAAUACAGUAGAUCCACGGAAUUCCGCAAACAUCAAUUCAAAUAGAUUAAUUCUUGAUUUGUUAUUUACCAGAUCAAAAGGUACUCUUAUUCCAAAAACGCUGGACUAUAUAGGCAGAAUUCUAUAAUCCGACACCGCCCUGCAAAACGUUCCCCGGAUUACCACAGGUCUACUGUAAUGAUUUCAAAGGGUGGCAUACAAGUGUAUGGCCCGUCUGAUGGUAUGCGGCCACCAUAGCCUAUAGACGCUUGCGAUAUCAAAAAUAUCACUCGCACUGUUGAUUAUUCUGACCCAAUCCCCUACCCCGUGGAGCCCUGGAACCUUAUUCUCCGACAGAAACACAACACCACUAAAAGAUAGUGUUAUUUUACUGUGGUCUUCUGUUGGCUAUGUGGCCUGAUAGAGUAAAUUUUUAAAUCAAUAAUUUAUUUUUAUUAUUGCAGCUAUUAGUCACCUUUUGGUUCGUAAAGUAAAAGUAUUUUCUUACUUCAUCAACUUGCCUUAGGAUCAGCAGAGUAACGUAGCUGUGUUGUACUAUAUUUAUUUAUAAUCAAAAAAUAUUCUGAGUGUAGUAGUGGUUAUGUGCCUUUAAAAGACAAUAUUCAAUAAUUGUGAUUCUUAACAAUCGACCUUAGUAUCAUGAAAUAAUGACAGUUUCAUACUCCUUUAUAAGUACAGAUAGUUUUAUUAAGUUUCUGAUAAAAUAACGUUUAAAAAACUUUAUAUCCAUUAAAUUCACGGGUUUGUUAAAAAGAGACAGCACUAAUUUAUAUUAAAUUAAAAAUUAUUGACGUUGGCGACCGUAAGAUUGUGUGACCGAUGUUUUGUUUAAGAUAUUCAUAUUAGAUCUAUAUAACAUUAAUUGCAACAUUUUGUUUUGACAACCCUAUAAUUUUAUUUAUUGUAAAAAGCUUAGUCAAUAAGUCUGUUGUGAUAUUUUGUACCUAAUACAAUUUUAUGUACUUAGUCAAAUUAUAUAAUAAAAUUAUGUAUAUUUUAAACUUUAUUUUAUUGAUAUUCCUGUGCCUAGCUAGACGAUUAAACCAUCUACCAACAUUUAUAGACUAAAAGGCGUCGUCCUAAUUCUGCCCUGUCCGUCCUAGUGAUAGAAUCAGAAACCAGCUCCGACAUAAUUUUAAGAAAAUGAUGUAGCCGUGCCGGUCCCUAACAAUUACAAGUACCCAAAGAGGGGCAAAUAUAUUAAAAAAAAGAAUAGAAAGGGAAAAAAAGAACAUAAAAACUGGUCACAAAACGGGGGUAGUCGCAUAAUUAGAAACUUUUGCUGAGGCCACUCACAAUUUACCAAUACGCUGGUUCCCGCACCUCUUGCCGGUAAAGGAAUAUAGGCCUAGGAGUACAGUACACAUUUGACAAUGAC